Cavia porcellus (domestic guinea pig) is the source of this 2150-nucleotide messenger RNA. RefSeq names its product ST3 beta-galactoside alpha-2,3-sialyltransferase 6 (gene St3gal6). Lineage: Eukaryota; Metazoa; Chordata; Mammalia; Rodentia; Caviidae. The transcript has 13 exons. The record is from RefSeq and is a predicted model, not a curated record. Bases 617 to 1546 code for a protein of 309 amino acids. Gene Ontology annotation, biological process: glycolipid biosynthetic process. Gene Ontology annotation, molecular function: beta-galactoside alpha-2,3-sialyltransferase activity.
CGCGGGCUCCGGGACCACUGCGACGGGCGCCGGAGCGAGGCAGCGGCAGGAGCGAGCGGCGCGCGCGGGCGGGGAGCACCGGGUUGGGCGCGGAGCCCGCAGCCUCUGCAGUCGUCGCGCCUGGCCCUCGGCGGGCUGCCUUUCUGGCAUUAGGCUCCAGACAGUUCCUGAACUCUGUGUGUGCUCCCUGUGGGACCUAGAGCACUUUUAAAUUCUCUUAGCAUAGACUGUCCUUUACUCUUCGAUAUCUCAGCCUACCUUGACUGCAGGCAUUUGCAAGUGAAGGCACAGUACAACCCUGGCCUUGGAUUAUUUCUGGUAGAGAAGACUCAGCAGUUCAGCACAUAUCCUCUUGAGUUUUCAAGUCUGGUCCCUCCUUGCUACAUUCUUCACCCUCAGAAGCAGAAGGCCUUUGGGAAAUAGAUUCCUAAAAGUUUAGUGAGCCAGCCAUGAGAGGGUACCUUGUGGCCAUAUUUCUGAGUGCUGUCUUCCUGUAUUACGUGUUGCACUGUAUAUUAUGGGGAACAAAUUCUUAUUGUCCUUUGGCUAGGAAUAGUUUUGAUGACCAUUAAAUGCUAAAUGGAUGACAAUAUAAAGUUAAAUCAAAAUAAAUCACAUGACAGCUGUCUUGUACAAAAGGGUACCACCUGUGGAAAUGAAGCGGAGAAAUAAGAUCCAGCCUUGUUUAUCAAAGCCAGCUUUUGCUUCUCUCUUAAGGUUUCCUCAGUUUCACCCUUUUAUGUGUACAGCUGAUUUUCAAAAGAUUGCUUCCAGUUAUGGUAGCAAUAAGUUGUAUUUACCCUAUGGGAUAAGAGCAUCAGAGGAAUAUUUUCAACUUGCUCUUUCAAAACUUCAGAGUUGUGAUCUCUUUGAUGAGUUUGACAAUGAACCAUGUAAAAGGUGUGUGGUGGUUGGUAAUGGAGGAAUUUUGAAGAACAAGACAUUAGGAGAAAAAAUUGACUCUUAUGAUGUAAUAAUAAGAAUGAAUAAUGGUCCUGUUUUAGGACAUGAAGAGGAAGUUGGGAGAAGGACAACCUUCCGACUUUUUUAUCCAGAAUCUGUUUUUUCAGAUCCCAGUCACAGUGAUCCUAAUGCUACAGCGAUACUCACUGUUUUUAAGCCACUUGACUUAAAGUGGCUGGAGGAAUUGUUAACUGGUGGCAAAAUAAACACUAAUGGUUUUUGGAAGAAACCAGCCUUAAACUUGAUCUAUAAACCUCAUCAAAUCAGAAUAUUAGAUCCUUUCAUUAUCAGGACAGCAGCUUAUGAUCUGCUUCAUUUUCCAAAAGUGUUUCCCAAAAAUCAAAAACCCAAACACCCAACAACAGGAAUGAUUGCCAUCACACUGGCAUUUCAUAUAUGUCACGAAGUUCAUUUAGCUGGUUUUAAAUACAACCUUUCUGAUCUUAAGAGUCCUUUGCAUUACUAUGGAAAUGCCACCAUGUCCUUGAUGAAUAAGAAUGCGUAUCACAAUGUGACUGCAGAGCAGCUCUUUUUGAAGGGCAUUAUAGAAAAAAACUUUGUAAUCAACUUGACAGAAGAUUGACUUUACAAACUCAGAAGAUUAUGCUAACAAUAUUCGUUUUAUUUUUAUACUGGAAUUUUUAGUUUAUUUUUAAAUAUGUUGGAUGGACUUGUCAAAUAAUUAUGUAUAUUAAAUCUGUUGCUGCCUGGUGAUUCAUAACCACCAGCUUAAUUUCUGUGAAUAUAUUUAUGAAAAACAAAAAAAGUUUAGGUAUCAGGGAAAUAAGUUGUGAUUGCUUUGUGUUUUUUAAGUGUUUUAAGUAUUUUUAAAACAUCUUACAGUUAUUUCAUCUUAGAAUUUUCAAAGAAUGUGAUUUCCUAAGCAGGAAGCGUUUACCACAAUUUUGACUAUGAUGUUACAUUUGGAGAAAUAUAUUUUAUUUAAUGUAGACAUAGCAGGUGGGAAGAUGCCAUAUGAUUAUACCUUGAUGUAGCAAACUGUAACCACUUGGCUGUGAAAGUAAUACUGUUUUGUUUCCUCACUCUACAGUUAAUUAAACCAUGAAUGUGAUUAGUAAUAAUUCAGAAGGAGGAAGAUAGUGUUUUUUGUGCUUUCUUUUUUAAGUUAAGGGAAAUACACAAACCAUACAAUUCUAAAUGAGUAAAUAAAUUCAAUUAUUAAAGUC